Molecule: messenger RNA, 1794 nt
Organism: Cucurbita pepo subsp. pepo (vegetable marrow)
Lineage: Eukaryota; Viridiplantae; Streptophyta; Magnoliopsida; Cucurbitales; Cucurbitaceae
Product: Glycosyl hydrolase family 10 protein
Biological process (GO): carbohydrate metabolic process
Molecular function (GO): hydrolase activity, hydrolyzing O-glycosyl compounds
Source: RefSeq, a predicted model, not a curated record
CUUUCCCUCUCUUUAAAAAAACCCUUCAAAGUUCCCUUUUUUUACCUUACACCAUGAGAAAACUCCAUUCCUUCUCUGCUUUUCUGGGUUUCAUCUUCUUGCUUCACCUUGUUCUUGCUGUUCUUGUUGAUUCAUACGAUGGGCCUUUAUACGAUUACACAGCUUACACUGAGUGUAAAUUACGUCCAGAGAAGCCACUUUACAAUGGAGGAAUCCUUAGAAAUCGACCCUCCAUUCUCCAAAACACUGGGAGCUCUUCAGCUGCUGCCUAUUCCCCUGCAUUCCUCUUGCGUAAUCUCACGGACCAUACCUUUUAUUCCUUUUCAAGUUGGGUGAAGGUAGGAGGAGCGGUUUCAAGUGUUGUGAGGGCAAGCCUCAGGACUGAGAAUGAUACUCACAAUUGCAUAGGCACUGUUUUGGCUAAGCGUGGCUGUUGGUCUUUUCUCAAAGGUGGAUUCUUUCUGAACUCGCCUUCGAAUUUCUCUAUUCUGUUCUUUCAGGUUUUUGAUGAUGGAGAUGCUAAUAUAGCCAUUGAUAGCGCUUCUUUACAGCCGUUUACUGAAGAAGAGUGGAGGGUUAAUCAAGAACUCAAGAUCAAUACUGUGAGGAAACGAGCUGUGACAGUUCAUGUCUCUGAUAAACAAGGAGGGAGGUUAGAAGGAGCAGUAAUUCAUGUAAAACAAAUCUCCAAAGACUUCCCAUUUGGCUCUGCCAUUGCAAAAACCAUCAUAGGAAACUUACCUUAUCAGGAUUGGUUCGUGAAGAGAUUCAACGCAGCCGUUUUCGAAAACGAACUAAAAUGGUAUGCAACAGAGCCAGAACCAGGGGCUCUAAACUACACAACAGCUGAUACAAUGUUAGAAUUCAUCCGAGCCAACCAGAUAACUGCUAGAGGCCACAACAUCUUCUGGGAGGAUCCAAAGUACACGCCGCCGUGGGUUCGAAACCUCACCGGAGCGGCCCUACAAUCGGCGGUCGAUUUGCGGAUAAAGGGGUUGUUGAGUAGAUACAGAGAUGAGUUCAUACACUGGGAUGUGAGCAAUGAAAUGCUGCAUUUUGAUUUCUAUGAGAAGGGUCUUGGUGGUAAUGCAACAUUGCAUUUCUACAAGACAGCACAUGAGAUUGAUCCAUUGGCUACACUGUUUAUGAAUGAGUUCAAUGUGGUGGAGACUUGCAGUGAUGUGAAAUCUACUGCUGAUUCUUAUAUUGAUAGGCUUAAGGAACUCAAAAGAAAUGGGGUUUCAAUGGAUGGGAUUGGUUUGGAGGGUCACUUCACUGUCCCUAACCCACCUCUAAUUAGAGCCAUCUUGGACAAAUUGGCCACUCUUAACCUUCCUGUUUGGCUCACUGAGGUUGAUAUCAGCAAAGCUUUGGAUCAAGAAACACAGGCUUCUUAUUUGGAGGCUGUGUUAAGAGAAGGCUUCACACACCCAGCCGUGGGUGGCAUUGUGCUAUGGACGGCGCUGCAUCCAAACGGCUGCUACCAAAUGUGCUUGACAGACAGCAACUUUCAAAACCUCCCAGCCGGCAACGUCGUCGACAAGCUCCUAAAAGAAUGGCGAACCGAAGAUAUCGAAGCUAAGACCGACGACCAUGGCUCCUUCAGCUUCUAUGGCUUUUUGGGUGAAUAUGAAGUUAGUGUUAAGUAUGAAAAUAGAACUGUUACUUCAACUUUCCCUGUCUCAGUUGGUGAUGAAACCAAACACUUCAGCAUUCAGUUGUAGUAAGAUUCGAUCAUCAACUUGAGUGAUCUGUGUAAUCUCCACUGGAACUUAAACAAAUCUUCAUAUUCCA